AGUUUGAGGUCAAAUGUGUUUUUGUUCGUCUCGCGCAUUGGAAGUAACGUUAGCCAGCCAGUUACUUUGAACAAUAAAUGGUCGUUUCUGUAUUGGAAAUAAAAUGGACUGUCAACACAAUAAAUAAACCGAUUGCCAGAAUUUUGGAGACGUUUAUCAUAGGGUGAUGGAGGAAUUAGCCUCAGCCCUCUCGAAAGAAGGCUGGUACCUUUCUGAUGAAGGUAUAAAAGAAUGUGAGGGAUCCACAGACAAAGCCUCAGCCAGUGACAUCAUUCGCAUUGCACUCAAUAGUGACCUGCGACCCAUCGGAAAGAGCUUUCUGCCAACGGAUGUCAACAGCGGAAGAGUAGAAAAGAUUGAGGGACCAUGUGUUCUCCAGGUCCAGAAGAUCAGGAAUGUGGCAGCCCCCAAAGAUCACGAGGAAUCCCAGGGUGCCCCCAGGAUGCUUCGAGUCCAGAUGACAGACGGACACAUCAACUGCACAGGCAUCGAGUUCAAACACCUGUCCAAGAUCAGUUUGAACACGCCACCAGGGACCAAAGUGAAGUUGCUGGGUUCACUGUCUGUGAAGAACGGCUUCUUGCUGCUGGAUGACUCCAAGGUGUCUGUGCUGGGAGGAGAGGUCGAGCACAUGAUUGAGAAGUGGGAACUGCAGAGGAGCCUGGCUAAACACAAUCGGAGUCAUAUUGGAGCUGAGGGUGGACCACCUCCUUUUGUGCCCUUCGGACAGAAGUGUGUGCGUAAGGAGGAAGUGGACAGUCGUGAGCUGGACCAGAGGAAGACACUGAAGACAACUGAAGUUGCAAAAGGAGCAGACGAGAACGACGAGUUCGAGAAGCAAAGGAUUGCGGCUAUCGCAGAGAUUGCAAAGAGCAAAGAGACGCGCACUUUUGGUGGAGGCGGCAAUGCGGGGACCAACCUGACCAACCCCAGCUCAACCUAUAGGAACAGGGACAGGGACAACUACCAGAGGAGGCGAGAGGAGCGUGAGAGGAGCUCCACAGAGAGUAGGCCGGAGGGGAUGUACAGAGAUCUGGUUGACGAGCGAGCCCUGAGGGACAUCAUGGAGAUGGGCUUCAAUAAGGAGGCCGCCCGGCAGGCCUUGCUGGACAACAACAACCACCUGGAGGUGGCGCUGAACUCCUUGCUGACUGGUGCCACCCAACACAAAGCUCCCCCGCCAGAGCACAGCCGACCCCCACCCAGAGGGAAAGGCCGGGGGCGGGGUAGGUCCAGAACAGAUGAGGAUGAGGAGGGCGGAGGAAGGCCCUCAGGACCGAGUACACUUUUCGACUUCCUGGAGUCCAAGAUGGGGGCAUUCUCCAUUGAUGACACGAAGAGCCAGAGACAGCCCCUGGAGAGGCACCAGUCGGAGCACCCCCACAGGAUGAGCUUCCCCAGCUCUGAUGGCUUCCACAGGGAAGCCCCCCAUUUCCGGAACCCUUCGCGUAAUGAGGGGAGAGGCCAGAGGAACGACCGACCCCCACGCUUCCUGAGGGACACUGACUUCCCCAAACCUGGCGCCGACGCCUUCACCCCACCGCCCCCCUCCUCUGGCCCCCCCCAGUCCCAGAAGGGAGGGGGGUCAGAGAGUGGCGGGAGGGGAGGGCAAGACCGCCGGCAGGAUGACCGGCGCGAGGGAAGGAGCAAUGGCACGUCAAAUUCUCUGCCCGCGUCGGUCUCCACUCCCUCAUUCUCCUCGUUCCCAACGUCCUCCAAUCAGCGGUCAAGGGAACAUCACCACGGCGCGACUAGAGGCCUCCAGCAGGAUGUCAGGGAUCACCAUCAGGGACCCCGCGACAACACACACUCUGGCGGCCAUCAGCAAGGGUCACGGGACCAUGGCAGCGGGCAGCGUGGCCAGCAGCAGGGUCCGGAUUCUCAGAACCAGAGAAAAGGGCUGCUAAACGGGCCUGGACCCAAACCCUUUGAGUCGACGGACCCAGCAUUGGGCCCAGCAGCAUCGGCAGACCCCAGAGGGCGGUCAGAGCCCAACAACCGAAGGAAGGGAAACCGGACUGACCGGCCCGGCUCGGUCCACUACGACCGCAGUUUGGAAGGCGGAGGAAAUCUAAACUCUGGCCCCUCGUUGACGGAGGAGCGGGGUGGAGACAGACCACCAGGGGGAGGAAGGGUGGGUGGAGACACACACCUUCAAAAUGGCGACUCGGAUCACAGGCGAACAGGUCCUAUCAAGCAGCAGCAGCAACAGCAACAACCCCAGAAGAACACCACAUUUCACAACUCACAGCAUUACUCAAAAAAGAGGACCGGAUCAAUCAAGAAUCCCAGAGGGUCAGAGCCAGGUCACCCCCCAGACAUAGGGGGCCACGGUGCCUGGAGACCGGGAGACCAGUGCCUGGCACUUUACUGGGAGGACAACAAGUUCUACAGGGCGCGUGUCGAUGCCGUGCAUCCCUCUGGCUCCACCGCUGUGGUGGUAUUCAGCGACUACGGCAACUGUGAGGAGGUACUCCUCAGCAACAUCAAGCCUGUGCACAUGGAUAUGUGGGACGAAGAGGACGUUUACUUUGAGAAUUCGGUGGAGUAUCGGCGAGGGGGAGACGGUCAGCCGAGGCGCACGCGGCCCACACAGCAGUAUUACCAACCGCCCCGCGCCCGGGACUGAGCAGCUACACACAUAAACACAUCACACACGCACCUGCGCAGAAAACAAGCAGGAACUGACAGCCGAGGAAAGAUCAUCUGAUGGGCCCUGGAGGCGAUAACUAGACAUCUCCACCAUUUUUCCCCCCUUCCUCCACUUUUCUGGUAUGAAGUAUCUAGUGUGAAAAGGGAAGAACCAUUCAAGGGCUUGCAACACAAGUUGCAAUAAAUGAAGUUUAAAACAAAAAAAAUCCAAUAAUUUAUGAUGCAAGCAAAAGGUCUUACUGUAUGUAGUGAAGAUUUGUAAAAUACUUGAUUAUGAUAAUUAAUAAAAACUCACUCUUUGCGU
Messenger RNA from Alosa sapidissima (American shad), 2956 nucleotides. RefSeq names its product tudor domain containing 3 (gene tdrd3). The coding region runs from base 167 to 2629 and encodes 820 amino acids. Gene Ontology annotation, molecular function: protein binding. The record is from RefSeq and is a predicted model, not a curated record. Gene Ontology annotation, cellular component: nucleus. The transcript has 14 exons. Lineage: Eukaryota; Metazoa; Chordata; Actinopteri; Clupeiformes; Clupeidae.